Molecule: messenger RNA, 694 nt
Organism: Charadrius vociferus (killdeer)
Lineage: Eukaryota; Metazoa; Chordata; Aves; Charadriiformes; Charadriidae
Gene: CCDC124
Product: coiled-coil domain containing 124
Exons: 4
Coding region: 15-680 (221 amino acids)
Biological process (GO): transcription by RNA polymerase II
Cellular component (GO): nucleus
Molecular function (GO): transcription coactivator activity
Source: RefSeq, a predicted model, not a curated record
GAGCACCUUGAGUGAUGCCCAAGAAGUUCCAAGGUGAAAAUACCAAGUCGGCUGCUGCCCGCGCGAGGAAAGCUGAGGCAAAAGCAGCAGCCGAUGCCAAACGUCAGCAGGAGCUGGAAGAUGCCUACUGGAAGGAUGAAGACAAACACGUGAUGAGGAAGGAGCAAAGGAAGGAGGAGAGGGAGAAGCGGCGGCAGCAGCAGCUGGAGCGCAAGAAGGAGCUGCAGCGCCUGCUGGAGGAGGAAGACUCGAAGCUGAAAGGGAAGUCGCCCAAGCAGGUCACUCCGGGCAAAGUCACCAGGGCCCAGAUCGAGGAGACGAUCAGAAAAGACCAACAGCAGAAGGAGAAUGCGGAUACAGUGGAGAAGGAGAAGACUCACUUGGAGGUCCCCUUGGAAGAGAACAUCAACAGGAGGGUGCUGGAGGAGGGAUCAGUGGAAGCCAGGACGAUUGAAGAUGCUAUUGCCGUCCUCAGCGUUGCCAAUGAUCUGGACCGGCACCCCGAGCGCCGGAUGAAAGCUGCCUUCACGGCUUUUGAAGAGGUCAAUCUGCCGCGCCUGAAGCAGAAGAACCCCAACAUGCGCCUCUCCCAGCUCAAGCAGCUCCUCAAGAAGGAGUGGAUGAAGUCUCCAGAAAACCCCAUGAACCAGAGGCACAAAGCGUACAACAGCCAAAAGUAGAACUAGAGCUGAUC